This is a messenger RNA of Acinonyx jubatus (cheetah), 7011 nucleotides long. It is a transcript of the gene HCFC2, whose product is annotated as host cell factor C2. Gene Ontology annotation, molecular function: transcription coactivator activity; protein binding. Gene Ontology annotation, cellular component: histone methyltransferase complex. The record is from RefSeq and is a predicted model, not a curated record. Bases 45 to 2525 code for a protein of 826 amino acids. The transcript is spliced from 17 exons. Gene Ontology annotation, biological process: regulation of DNA-templated transcription; chromatin remodeling. NCBI's taxonomy places the organism in Eukaryota, Metazoa, Chordata, Mammalia, Carnivora, Felidae.
AGCGGGCGCGGUGCAUUGUGGGCAGAGGGGCGGGGGUUGGGAAGAUGGCGGCUCCCAGCCUCCUCAACUGGAGGCGGGUUUCCUCCUUCACGGGGCCGGUCCCCCGCGCCCGGCACGGACACCGGGCCGUGGCCAUCCGGGAGCUGAUGAUCAUCUUUGGAGGGGGCAACGAGGGCAUCGCGGACGAGCUGCACGUCUACAACACGGUUACAAAUCAAUGGUUCCUACCAGCGGUUAGAGGAGACAUCCCUCCAGGUUGCGCUGCCCACGGAUUUGUCUGUGAUGGUACCAGAAUAUUAGUGUUCGGGGGAAUGGUUGAAUAUGGAAGAUACAGCAAUGAGUUGUAUGAGUUGCAAGCAAGUCGUUGGUUAUGGAAAAAAGUGAAACCCCACCCCCCUUCUUCUGGUUUACCUCCUUGUCCCCGGCUUGGACAUAGCUUCUCUUUAUAUGGUAACAAAUGCUAUUUGUUUGGUGGUCUGGCAAAUGAAAGUGAAGACUCAAACAAUAAUGUUCCCAGAUAUUUAAAUGAUUUCUAUGAGUUGGAACUACAGCACGGUUCUGGUGUUGUGGGUUGGAGCAUUCCAGUGACUAAAGGGAUUGUGCCUUCUCCAAGAGAAUCCCACACAGCUGUGAUAUAUUGCAAAAAAGAUUCUGGAAGUCCUAAAAUGUAUGUCUUUGGUGGAAUGUGUGGUGCUCGCCUGGAUGAUCUAUGGCAACUUGACUUAGAAACGAUGUCGUGGUCAAAACCAGAAACUAAAGGGACGGUGCCACUUCCACGAAGCCUUCACACAGCCAGUGUUAUAGGAAACAAGAUGUACAUUUUUGGUGGAUGGGUUCCACAUAAGGGGGAGAAUAUUGAGACUUCACCUCAUGAUUGUGAAUGGAGAUGUACUAGUUCAUUUUCUUAUCUAAAUCUGGAUACAGCAGAGUGGACCACCCUCGUAUCGGAUUCUCAGGAAGAUAAAAAAAAUUCAAGACCAAGACCACGAGCUGGACACUGUGCUGUUGCAAUUGGCACUCGAUUGUAUUUUUGGAGUGGAAGAGAUGGCUACAAAAAAGCACUGAAUAGUCAAGUUUGCUGCAAGGAUCUUUGGUAUCUUGAUACUGAGAAACCGCCGGCACCAUCACAAGUACAGCUGAUCAAAGCCACUACCAACUCUUUCCACGUCAAAUGGGAUGAAGUGCCUACAGUUGAGGGCUAUCUUUUGCAGCUGAAUACAGACUUGCCACACCAAACUGCAUCAUCAGAUUCCUCACUGGCACCAAAUCUACAAGGAGUCAGAAUGGACCCUCACAGACCAGGCAGUAAUAGCACCGUUCCUAACAGUAUCAGCGAUACAACGAACAGUGCAAAAACUGAACAUACACCUAUGAAAGGAACUUCUGUGAAAAACAGACCAGAUCUCAAAGCAUCAACUGAUUUUAAUGCUGCUUUACAUCCAUCUAUGGCAACUAAUACUUCUAAUCAUAAUAGUUGUGUUGUGGAUAUGUUAAGGAAAAAUGAAGGUCCUCAUACUUCAGCAAAUAUAGGUGUUCUAAGUAGUUGCCUGGACUUAAGAACAGUAAUCCCUGAAACUUCUGUAUCCAGUUCUGUUUCCAGCGCACAAACUAUGGUAACCCAGCAGACCAUUAAAACUGAAUCAUCCAGUACAAAUGGGGCAGUUGUUAAAGAUGAAACUUCACUAACAACAUUCAGUACCAAAUCUGAAGUUGAUGAUACAUGUGCCCUGCCUGCAACUAAGAUCAGCCGUGUGGAAACACAGGCCACAGCGAUGUCAUUUUCUAAAGAGACUCCUUCAAAUCCAGUGGCCACAGUGAAAGCAGGAGAACGACAGUGGUGUGAUGUAGGAAUUUUUAAAAAUAACACAGCUUUGGUGAGCCAGUUUUAUUUGCUGCCCAAAGGGAAGCAAAGCAUCUCAAAGAUAGGAAAUGCGGACGUACCUGACUACAGUUUACUUAAGAAACAAGAUCUUGUUCCAGGCACAGGAUACAGAUUCAGGGUAGCAGCCAUCAAUGGAUGUGGAAUAGGCCCUUUCAGCAAAAUCAGUGAAUUUAAAACUUGUAUUCCCGGUUUUCCUGGAGCUCCUUCUGCAGUCAGAAUUUCAAAGGUCCUGCCCCUCUUUAGAGAAGAAAAGAUCUGCUUUCAGAAUGUUGAGGGUAUCCACCUUUCCUGGGAACCUCCAACUUCACCUUCUGGAAAUAUUUUGGAAUAUUCAGCCUACCUGGCUAUCCGCACAGCACAAAUACAAGAUAAUCCAAGUCAACUUGUGUUUAUGAGGAUUUAUUGUGGUCUUAAGACAUCAUGUAUAGUAACUGCUGGGCAACUUGCAAAUGCACAUAUCGAUUAUACGUCCAGGCCUGCCAUUGUGUUCAGGAUAUCAGCAAAGAAUGAAAAGGGAUAUGGACCAGCUACGCAAGUUCGAUGGCUUCAAGGUAUCCAUCUACCGUGCUGUGCCAAAGGAAACGGACUCUGGAGCCGGUCAGGGAAAGCUGGAACUGUGUUGUUAGGCAAGCCUACAUCUUGAAAGGUGAUAGCCAGCAGCCAGAGAAACGGACCCAUCCCAAUGUCAUCUGUGGCCCAUGACUUGAAGAGAUUCUGCCUUCUGGUUUUAAAAUCCUUAAAAUCAGGUAUAAAAAGCAGCAUUGUCUUGAAAGAAAUGUCUAAGGGGCUGUAGCAGCCAACAUAUAGGCUGUGUACAAACCUACUCGGUUUGGGGUGGUGACAUUUUCUCUAUGUGGUAAUACGAAGGUUUAACAAGUUUUAAAGGCUUUCCUGAUGGAGUUUAAGCUAAAAUCUGAAGGGUGAGACUUAGCCAGGCACAGGAAGAGAAAGAAUGUUCUAGGCAGAGGGAAGCAUACGUGUUUAAGGCCAUGGUGGGGAGGGCAGAAGACACAAAGCACUUGGCACAAGGAGCCAAGAAAUCAGGAUUGGAGCCUAACAAGCAAGAGGAAGCUAAACCUGAAGUGAGCAAAGGAGUAUAUCCAGCUCUAAAAGAAACCAUAAAUUAAAACUGAGUAUUAGUUGGGAUUGUUCUAUUUUUUACUCAUGAGCACACUAACACUUAAUAUGAGUUUAAAGUCAAUAUACCUAAACAUAAAUUGUCUAAUUCAGGGAAACCAAACAUACAUAUUUAAGAUAGCCUAGCUUUUGGUAUAGAUCUGACCCAGUAUCAUGUGAGUGAUUCAGAAAUGUAUUUUAUUAUAUAAAGCAACAAAUAUGGUCUUGUUUUGGACUACUGAUAAAAUGACUUACGCUAAAGAGAAAAUACAUAUUUUUUAAAAAUCUUGUACUCAAGGUUUUAUUCUUGGCAUAUGUUAGAAAUGAUUUUUUUUCAUUUGUCAUGCUUAAUUGAUACUGUUGCAGAAAUCCUUUUAGUUGGGCCCUCAUAACUAGGUUCAGCCGGAAUCAUUAAAGGUAACUGGCAUUCCUUCAUCCCACUAAGGCAAUCUAGAAAACAGGCAAUAAGGCAUGUUUUGGAAGAAAAAAAAAAUACUGCAUAGAUAUUACACUGUAGGAGGAAAAGAAACACAGAUUACAUCAUCAUACUCAAGUAUAUGACAUUGGGAAGGUAACACACAAAAUUCUCUCUAGACUAAAGCAUCUGUGUUAGAAUGAGGUAGUGAGGGGGAAGACCGAGGUUACGAACAUCCUUCCAUCUGUGACUUAGUCACUGAAGCCCAUCUCUCUCUUAAAUACUCAUAAAAUCAGUAUCUCCAGAGUUGUAAAGAAAACACUUUUAGGUUAAUGUACAAGCUUAUUUGGUUAAGAAGUUCUAGGGGAAGAAAAUGUGACAUUCAAUUAAAUGCAACCCAGGCCAAGGAAGAAGCCGACACUGCCUCUCCCAUGCAUGGAAGGAGAUUGCGUACCUGAUCCCAGCAGGGUGCCAGUGUCCUUUCAGAGGAUGAAGGCCACAUAACCCAGACUUGACCUGAUUUUACCUCAAGUUUCAGUACUACCAACCAAUUACUAACUUUAGACGUUUGUUGUGGUUUGUAUUGAUACAAGUCUUAAAGUUGUCAUCUUUAAACUGAUUUUAGAGGAAGAGUCUGAUAAUCAAAGACCAAGGGCCUUUAUCAGUUAUAUAGUGAUAUACUGCCUGGAUCAAGUAGAAACUAUUUCAUAAAUACAUUAAUAGAGAAGUAUCAAAGGCCUUCAAUUUUUAUGUAUCUGUUUAACCUAGCAAUACUACUUCUAAGAAUUUAUUUCAAGAAAACAGUCAUCGAUGUACACAAGAUUCAGUGAAGUGUUGUUUAUAACUGUGAAAAGAUGCAUAUAGUCAAAAUGUCCAAUAGAGGAUUAAAUAAAUUACGGUUCAGCCAUACAACAGAAUAAUAAAUGAAUAAAAAUAAAAGACCAUGUAAUGACCUGGGAAGGAUGUUUACAAUAUAUUGUUAAGUGAAAAAAGCAGGUUACAAAACAGUAUGCAAGUAUGAGCCCAUUUUUAUAAAAAUAUACAUAUUUAGCAAAGUAAAAGGACUAAUGAUAUUUACCAAAAUAUUAACAUUGGUUAUUUCAGCAUAGUAGGAUGAUAGUUGAUUUUGCUUAAUGCCCCUCCUUUUUUUGCCUAUUUGAAUUUUCUGUAAUGAAGAUUAUCUUUUAAAUGGGAGGGUAGUGAGGGAGUUCUUAACCUCAGAUUAGUCCAGAUGUGCCCCCAAAGGCGCCUUCUGGCAAAGUAAAUAUUUCUGUUCAGCCUGUAUCUGUGAAAUUGCUUCUAUCUUAUAAAUUUGAGUGUCCUUCCAAGAUGACAUUCAAACUGCCUUUUAGGCAAACUGUACAGUAGCAGUUGUUGAUAUUAAAACAAAACAGUUCAAUUACCAACAAAAAGGGGGAAAUACAAAUCCUCACUUUAAAAAAGGAACAACUCGAGCACAUACUACUAAAUUAUACAAAGUCAAACUGUCUUAAGUUUAGUUUAUUGCAGAGAUCGAGACGGUGGCGCACUCGGAGCUGGGGCUUCUGUUUCACGGCAUCGGUCCGUCCGCCAUCCGUCCGCAGCACUCACUCUUCUUCACUGCAUUCACUCACCCAUGCGGAAAAAGGUCUGUGGACACGUGAGGAUGUCUAACGCUUCCUGGUUCCCAGAGUGUAACAGGAAACUUGACGUUUCGAUUAAAAAGGUAAAAUGAGGACAUUUACCAUCAGACUAUAAAAUUCCUCUUCUGGAAGAGGAUACUCUAGUAUUUGAAGAGAUGCUUUGGAAAAAUCAUAUAAAAAUGAAAGGGGCACCAUUUCAAGAGCACUAGGACUACAUUAAACUUAAUCCCAACAUUCAUAAUAAUGUAGCUCAAAAACAAAUCUAGUCCUAACAAAAGCUCCAAUAAACUAAAACUAUCUUAACAGGCACAAUGAACAGUGUAAACACUGUUAAAGGGCACCAAGUUUAAUAGGGCAGACAAUAUUUGCUUCUGCAUUCACACUUAAUUUUUCAAUUACAUUUUGUAAAAAAUGGUGCUGCUUAAGCUAUGAAUGUUUUACAAAAAAUUAAUUUUAAUAAAUAUGGCAAAUGCUAAAAAUCUAGCUAGGUUACCAUGCAAGAUAUUAUAUAACCAAGACAAACUCAAAUUUAUAAUAAAGGCAACUUGCAUUCAAAAUGAACUCUACCCUUAUAUUUUAUUAAAAGGGCAAACAUCAUGAAUUAACCCAGCUGCUUACUUGAAUUACAAAAGUAACAUGAUUCAAUAUGAAAAUAAGAAACUGUCUACAAAUCUCUGACAGUAAUAAAUUGCAAUAUACAAUGCAUACAGGAGUCAUACAGAGCAACAAACUCUCGUACAAAACAAAAAUAUUUUAAUACCUUUAAAAUCCAAAUUUUUCUUUAAAAUCAUUCAUGAAAAAGAUUCUCAAGUCAGAAUUAACACCUCAAUUAGUCAAGCAUCAGGAAGCUACAUUACAGCUAUUUAAUAUACAAAGAGACAUCUUCCCCCAGUCAUUUCCUUCUAAUGUCUCUGGUUCCGGAAUCGUACAGACUCGCUUCUCUCCACUCCCAUUCCACCAUUUCUUCAGAUCAUGAAAACUGAAUUUGCUGAACACCAGAAAUCUAAGAUUAGAAAAUUUAAAUUGAGCAGGAUUUUAAAAAUAAUUUUCAAAUAACAUGUUAUAAGCAUUUAAAGAAUAAAAAUAGGAGAGGCGCCUGGGUGGCUCAGUCGGUUAAGUGUCCGACUUCAGCUCAGGUCAUGAUCUCGCGUCUGUGAGUUCGAGCUCCGUAUCGCGGUCUGUGCUGAUAGCUCAGAGCCUGGAGCCUGUUUCAGAUUCUCUGUCUCCCUCUCUCUCUGACCCUCCCCCGUUCAUGCUCUAUCUCUCUCUGUCUCAAAAAUAAAAAUAAAUAAACGUUAAAAAAAAAAUUAAAAAAAUAAAUAAAAAUCGGCAAUGAAAAAGAAAUCUACUUCCCACUCUCAAAUCAUUCUCUCUACACAAGGGAGCUACUUUAAUAAUUUCUUAAUGCAUCUCUCUAGAAAUCUAUGCAGAUACGAAUAUGUGUGUACAUAUUUAAUUAGUAAGAGAAUACACAAUUAUAUAUUUUGAGAAAGCAAUUUUUUAACAACUUUCUUUAUCAGGUCCUUAAUAAUAACAACACAAUUGAUCCUUGAAUAACACAACAGUUAGGUGAGCCAAUCUCUGCACAGUUGAAAAUCUUCAUGUAACUUCUGACCGCCCCCAAAAUUUAAUAGCCUGUCGACCAGAGCCUUAUUGAUAACAUAAAGUCAAUUAACACAUACUUUAUGUUUACAUGUAUUAUAUGCUAUAGUCUUACAACAAAAUCAGAGAAAAGCAAAUGUUAUUAAGAAAAUUAUAAGGAAAACACAUUUAUAGUACUGUAAAAAAAAUCCACAUAUAAGUGGACUGGUGUAGGGGUGCCUGGGUGGCUCAGUUGGCUAAAUGUCCGACUCUUGAUUUUGGCUCAGGUCAUGAUCUCACAGUUCAUGAGUUCGAGCCCUGUGUUGGCCUCUGUGCUGACAGUGCAGAACCUGCUUGAGAUUCUCUCCCCCCUGCUUAUAUGCUGUCUCUAUCUC